Megalobrama amblycephala (Wuchang bream) is the source of this 2000-nucleotide messenger RNA. RefSeq lists its product as uncharacterized. Lineage: Eukaryota; Metazoa; Chordata; Actinopteri; Cypriniformes; Xenocyprididae. The record is from RefSeq and is a predicted model, not a curated record. The coding region runs from base 113 to 1891 and encodes 592 amino acids. The transcript has 6 exons.
CGAGGCUCAAAACUGAUCGCGCGCGAACAGCGGCAGCCCUGCAGUUCUGAGGUAAACACAAAAACUGCGUUUUCGCUUCGGAUGGAUCCUCUCAGAACUCGGUUUUAAAGCGAUGGACAUGUUAGAACAAAAGGAAUAUCAACAUUUCGAGAGAGAGGCAUGCUACUACUACCUCACUAACUUUCCUCAAAGACAAGAGUCAGGAUGCUACAGUGAGGUGAAUAUCUUGGGUCUCAGUGAGGUCACUGUCAAAUCUGUCUCUAUGAAACUGCGGCGCAAAUCAGUCCAGAGAGCUCGACCGCAACAGCGAGAACCUGUGAAGGUCUCCAAGAGCAUCUCUGUGGUGUUGAGUGACACUGACUCUAGCCAGUCAGACAGUGUUGAAGAAAUAAAAGACCAUGCAUCUGUUAUUCAUGAUAUGAAGCGUCCAAUACAGAAGAGUAGAGCUGGUGCAUCAUGCCGAUUGAGUAAAGAUGACUCUAUGAUACUGCGGGGCAAAACAGUCCAGAGAGGUCGACAGCAACAGGGAGAACAUAAGGUCUCCGAAAACAUCUCUGUGGUGUUGAGUGACACUGACUCUAGCCAAUCAGACAGUGUUGAAGACAUAAAAGACCAUGUGUCUGUUCUUCGUGAUAUGAAGCGUCCAAUAAAGAAGUGUAGAACUGGUGCAUCAUGCCGAUUGAGUAAAGAAGAUGAGAGGCUGCUUUCCAUUGUGGAACCACAAUAUGGAACGGUUCAGAAGAUCUCCCUGGCUCCAGGUGCAAUGGCUGAGGACACUCUUGGUAAACUCAGGUUGAUGGCUAACACCUCUGACUCCGAGCCGAGGCCUAGAAGCCCUGUUGAGUCUCGAGGUGAGUCUGUAUUGGAUGAAUCCAGUACUGAUCUCAUGGUGGAAUCGGGUCCCAGCUCGCCCUGUGGUCCUGUUGUUACCGUAAGAUGCAAAGAAUGCGAGAGUCUUUUCGCCAAGAUGAGAAGACAGCCAACCCCCCAAAAAAAGAGCAGAGAUAGGAAUCCAGCAUCUUUAUCUUGUGAUGAGUGGAUUCUGCUUAAGAAGUGGCACCCUCAGAGACGCCGUCAUCGGGAGAAGGGAUUAUUGUGGACAAGCCUGACUCGCAUCAGGAAGCUGUCAGCGCAAGGCUCAGAUUCUGCAGCCAUCAACAGAAAUCAAGUGAACUGCUCCAGACCUCAUGUGUUUCAGCAGAGGAGUUUGCGUCGCUGCAAGUAUCUAAACUCCAUUCAGACUGACCUGUCUAUUACCAAAGCAAAGCCACGGCAUCGUAAGAGGCCACGAGCUGUGGUCUGGCCACCCGUUGGAGGGUGGAACUCUUCGGUGAAAAGAAAGUCUUCUUCCAUAAACGACACAUUAUCUCAGCAGCUUUCUCCACUCAACCUCAGUGUCAGUGUGACACAGGAGGACAGACUGCUUGUAGAUGAGAAGAUUUCAGGAUUAAAUGCAGAUCUCAAGCAAAACUCAGAUGCCUCCAGCAAACAGAGGAGGACUAAUGUCCGGGGCAAAUUGAACGAGCAGGAAGUGUCUGAUGGCAUAGACGGAACGCGGCGGGUGCUGAAGUUUGAUGAUACGACUGAAACUGUUGCUGUGGAAACUGCGGAACAAAGGAAAAGCCCUCGGCAGCAGCAUGAACAUGGAGAGAUUUGUGAAGCCCAGAAAGGUUUCCAGAAUGAGCAGCAGGAAAAGUUGUCUGAGGAUUUGGAUGGGUUCAGGACACCCACAGAUCUCUUCAGCGUGAAGCCUAAGAUUAAACGAGGGAACAAGAAGAAAGUCUCUGCCUCUGGUGAUACAAAACCUGCCGUACAGAAGACAAACUUCAUGUCUAUGUUAGCCACACUGGUGAAAAAACAGAACCAGAUUAUUAAGGAGCCCUGCAAAUAAGCGUCAAUGGGAGUUUUGCAAUUAGUUCUGUUAGUUGUUUUAAUUGAAGAGACAUGCAUCGCUGCUAUCAAGAUUUGUUUCCUCUGUUACUUUUAAUUAAUAGAUCUGA